This is a messenger RNA of Clunio marinus, 4760 nucleotides long. NCBI's taxonomy places the organism in Eukaryota, Metazoa, Arthropoda, Insecta, Diptera, Chironomidae. The record is from the annotation of a GenBank genome assembly.
AUGUGGCAGAAAAUUCAAACUAAGAUUGAACGAAACUUGCAAAUCAAACAGGUGGAUAGUUGUAGGACAAUGACAGCAAUAUGCUUUGUUUGCAACUUACCAAUCAUGAGCCAUCAAGUUGGCUUGGUCUGGAGUGGAGGAAACGGAUGGGAUGAUCUCAUGAGAGAACAAGAAUGCGAGUCAACAAUUCGUCAACGUUUAGGAGGUAGAAGAGACUCAGCAGCUCAAAUAUCCGGGCAAUCACCUCCUAGCACUUCUCCACCUCCUACAAACAGGAAUCGUCGUCGAAGCUCUCUUGCACAACUCACAGAUAUUCUCAGAGAAUGGAGUGGGACGGGGACGAAAAGAAAUCAAAAACCGCCUCUCAAUCGCCGCGAGACGUUAGCAGACUUGGCAAGGAGCUUGCCAUGGCAUCGCAUUAGCAAUGAUCAAUAUACUUCGCAAGGUCAUGCGCCCCCGUUGCGCAAGAGAAGAGAAUCGAGUGCUGAUUCAGGCAUUAAAAGUAUGAGAUCAAGACGAGAUUCUCACACUUCAGAGCUUGCAAAAAUUUGGAAUCGGAAAGAUGCGAUGAAUGAAAAAGAAAAUCAAGAAAUUCCCAAUGUUUCUGUCUUAGCAGACACAUCAACAACACGAAAUGGAUCUCGAAGGGGCUCUGGAGAUUCAAGUUAUCGUGGUUCGCGACGUGACUCGACUCAAAUUUCAGGAUCAGCAUUACCGAAAGUCAUUGGUGUGCAAAGGAAACGGCGCGAUUCUUUGGCUGCUCCUGAAAUCCCAAAUUUCCGUCAAGAACAGCGACCUUCAACAAGCUCUGCUGAUUCUGGUCCCCUCUAUCCACAACAAAUCGAUUCGUCAUGUCAGUCAAUUCCAAUGCCAACAAUAAUUAUGAGUUCCGUCACACCACCCGCGACAAGUCCUAAAUUUGAAGUUCCAAAAUCAGGCCGACGUGAUUCAACAACACAAUGCAAUAGUAGAAUGAAUCGACGUGAAUCACGUCUACAGAGACAAGCAACUGCUUAUGAUGAGUCGUGCACACCAUCAUGGUCGAGGCGAGGGUCACAACCACAACAACCAGCAUUAAGCCCAGAAGGUGGUCCAAAUGAUGUUGGAAGUUUAUGUGAACGUCAAGCUCGUCGUGACAGUUUAAGCCCAGAAAUUAAUACCUCGAAAAGUCGACGAGAUUCUCGCUCUCAUUUGUCUCCUGAUAGGAGUCAUGAACGUGAUGGAAGUCCACGAAGACGAAGUAAACUACGUAGACAAUCAUCAUCUGCUGCUAGAACACCGAGAUCCCCGGAAUCAAGUAGUUGUUGUAGCUCCAGAGAUCCAAGUCCCGGACGCUUGCCCAAUCAACCAAUUGAAUGUACACCCCGACCUCAAGCAAUUAGAAGACAAUCAAGCACAACGGAAGAGAUCCUUAUAGCUAGAGGCUUCCGAAGACAAAGCACCACAGAGGAAAUGAUUCGAUGCCGUAAUUUUAGACGUCAAAGUUCUCAAUCUGAUGAUGUUUGUCAAAGGUAUCGAGGAAGACGAGAUUCAUGUGCCCAAAUAAUUGAUGGUACCAUCGGAACGAUGACUGAACCAUCUCCAUUGUAUGACAACAAUCAUUAUCACGAGGAAUGUUUAAGGUGCAACUCAUGUGCCAUAAAUCUCACUGGCGUCAAUCAAAAGCGUGCAAGACGUUUCAAAAACCAAAUUUUGUGCGAUUUGCAUUUUGCAGACGUUGCCCUCAUGGAAUGUUCUGACUUUAUGCAGCAAUUACGCAGUUUUAAACCACAAUCGUUGGGAUCUAUCGUUGCACGCCGCAAGAGCUCAACGACUUUAAUAUUUCCGUUACCACCUCAAGCAUGUUCAGACGAGUUUUGCGAAGAAUAUCCACAUGCCCUGAUCCCAACGCCUGGGUACUGGAUAGAAUGUUCACGACAAAAGAUUGCGCAGAUUAAUCAACACACGAUAUGGGAUGACAGUGAAUCGGAUCACGAUGAGCCAAGGCCAGGUUGCAGUGGCGAUGGUCAACAUGAGAGAAAUUAUGGAGAUUUAUAUGAAGACGAUGAAGAUUCAGAUUAUGUUCCGCGCAAAAAGACGACCAUUGAAGAACAAUGGGAACAACAACAAAGCUUUGAACUUACAUCGGUUGAACAGGAAACAUAUGAGAAGUAUUUUUAUGGAUCCGAACAUUGGAACUACUUUACAAACGACGAAGAUUUGGGUCCAGUCAUAUUAUCAAUAAAACAGGAAACAUUAAAUGGACGUGAUCAAUUUAGGAUAUUAGUUAGAGCCAUUUCUUAUACAGUUCACGGUCUCAUUCCUGCAUCAUGCGUUUUUGCUGACAGGUAUAACAGAGAAGAAGUCGUAAGGUCGUUGGGUAAAGAAGUUAAUUUGAAUCCUCCCUUGACACUCGGCCAACUGCCCGAUACACCCGAAGAGUUAUUAAAAUUGGAUCAAGUCUUUAUAAAAUCGGAACUUAAAGUUGGUGUGAUUUAUGUCAAAGAAGGUCAAUUUUCGGAAGAACAAAUUUUAGACAAUAAUGAGAAUUCGCCAAUGUUUGAAGAGUUUCUGCAACUGUUAGGAGAUAAAAUGAGAUUACGUGGAUUUGACAAAUACAAAGGCGGCCUAGAUACUGUUCACGACUUAACGGGUCUAUACUCGGUUUACACAAAUUGGAGGAAUAUCGAAAUAAUGUUCCACGUUAGUACGCAACUCCCAUAUGAACGUCAUGACCCACAAAAGCUGCAACGCAAGCGACACAUCGGUAAUGACAUAGUCUGUGUAGUGUUUUUGGAAGCUGACAAUACUGCCUUUAGUCCAGCGUGCAUUAAAAGUCAUUUUUUACACACUUUUAUAUUGGUACGAGUAUCAGCUAGAAUAAAAAGAAAGCCAACGCGUUAUGAAGUAUCAGUUGUGACAAGAGACGAAGUAAGCGCUUAUAAACCAUUUCUUUGGGAGCAAUCGGUAUUUGAGAAAGGCCCAAUGUUUAGAGAAUGGCUGUUAACGAAAAUUGUCAAUGGCGAACGAGCUUCUUAUUCAGCCCCAAAAUUCGCACGAAUGCAAGAGCGAACAAGAUCACAAAUGUUAGAAGAUAUUGUUGCCAAUUUAGCGAAUCAUGCAGAGACUGGUCAAAUCCCAAAGCCUUAUCGACGUGGAAGCUGGAGGCCGAUUGGACAUAUGCGACCAUCGUCACCACUACUCGACUCUGUUCGAGAUCAAUUCGAAGAUUACGAUCAAUUGGCGAAAGACUUCACACGUGUUUUCCUGAAUCUUGAACCGUCGUGUUUGCAAAACGCUCAUUUAUUUGAUGUAGUUUUUCUGGUGGGACAAUCGAAACAGAAGGCACGCUUUAUUGGCGUUCGUGCUAUACUUGGUGUUCGAUCGAGGGUUUUCCAGGAAAUGCUUUACGGUAUUCAGACUGGCUUCGGGUCACCGCAAGUACCUGUCGCUGAACUCUUAGCACGUCCCGCUCCAACUCUUUUAUCACCACAAAAUCAUCGUCCCAAAAGCUCAAAUUUCCUACAAGUUCCCGACAUUGAAUCACGACCGAAAAGUGUUCCAUCUUCACCGAUGGUCAAACGAGCAUUCUCUAGAUUGGGGACAAUAACUGCUGGCUGGGGUAGAUCAAUUCGUUCAAAGCAACAGUCUCAAUUGAAUGCUGACGAUAAGAAGAAAUGGGCAUCGUCUCAGGAUUGUUCGGACAAAGACGGCAAGGACCGAGCAUCAAAAGACAAAUCUAAUGCGCUAGCAGCAGUGCCUCGCUUAUCAGUUUGUGCCGAUGCUCAAAAGGUCGACAGAGCUAAACUGGCACAAACAGAAUUUACAAUUAUCGAAUUUGAUCCUGACACAUUUCGGGUAUUAUUAGAUUAUUUGCAUACUGGAAGUUGUCCACUCACAUGUCAAACAAUUCCCGGAUUGAUAUGUGCAGCUGAACAUUAUGAUCUACCCGAAUUGUUGCAAGCUUGCUUUCAUCAUGCCAAACAAUUUCUCAGGAUUGAUAUAAUCUGCUCCAUGUUAGUUUCGUUGGAGAAUUAUUAUUGGCGUUAUACGUCAGCGUCCGAGCUUGUUAAUAUGAUUUUGGCUUUCGUUGAAACUCGAGCUUAUGCCUUAUUUCAAACUGCAGAUUUUCUUAGCUUAAGUGAGAGCAUGGUACAGAUGAUUAUGUGCAGAAAUUUAGAAAUACCAGAAGUUCGCAAGUUUGAAGCGAUGUUAGCGUGGGCGAAGCAUAAGGUGAAGUCGAAAGUAUCUGCGAAACCAGACGCUAAAGUUGAGUUUCGAUGCAUUAUGGAGCGACUGGCAAGAGAUUUGAAACUUCAUCGUAUUUCACCUCAAGAGCUCAUUAAAAUUGUUUUACCAUCAAAAGCAAUAAAAAAUGAACGUAUUCUCGAGACUCUGAUGUAUCAAGCAAAUUCAGGAAUGUACAGAAUUCAAGACAGUUAUUUGGAGGCAUGUCAAGAACGCCUACAGAAGCAAGACUCACGUUACAGUGAGUUUGGUGAGUCUUUUGACUGUGGAUUAUAAAGCAACACCAUUUACAUCAUCUCCUUUAUUGAAUGGUGAUGAUGAUGAUGAUUAAAGACAACAUUUCUGUCCCUCGAUUAUUAUGUUGAUUCAUUGAGCAUCGAUACUUCAAACAGAUCACAUAAUAUUGAUAUUGAAAUUGAUAAGGAAUUAUCAUAUAUGUGUAGAUAAUUGAAAAGAUGAUGACGGCAAAAAUGUAUCAAUCAUUAAAAUAAUUGAGAAUGUUUUUUUAAUGUAUGACAUACGCUGUUGUGAGC